Molecule: messenger RNA, 234 nt
Organism: Kwoniella botswanensis
Lineage: Eukaryota; Fungi; Basidiomycota; Tremellomycetes; Tremellales; Cryptococcaceae
Exons: 2
Coding region: 1-234 (77 amino acids)
Source: RefSeq, a predicted model, not a curated record
AUGAUCACUUACGCUCCUAAGACAUUCACUGUAUCUCGAUUAACUUCCUUAUGUAGACAAAGUCAAAGCCUCACUCAAGGUUUAUCUUCCUCGCAAUCGACCAAAGAACCGUAUAAUCAACCUUCUGUGACUAUCAAGACUUUCUCUCAUAGAACACAAUUCACCGAAGGAGUAUUGAGGAAUAAGAUUGAGAAAGCUAGAUUGGCACAUUUGAAAAGACAUGGAAAGCUCUGA